Messenger RNA from Amaranthus tricolor (Joseph's coat), 2646 nucleotides. RefSeq lists its product as uncharacterized. The transcript is spliced from 13 exons. The record is from RefSeq and is a predicted model, not a curated record. Gene Ontology annotation, molecular function: nucleic acid binding. The coding region runs from base 1 to 2646 and encodes 881 amino acids. NCBI's taxonomy places the organism in Eukaryota, Viridiplantae, Streptophyta, Magnoliopsida, Caryophyllales, Amaranthaceae.
AUGGCAAUGAAAGGAAAUAUUUCUGAUUUGGUUGAAUGUAAUUUUUGCCACAAGAGGGGACAUAGGGAGUAUAAAUGCUACAUAAAGAAAGGGAGUGGGAGUCAACAGCCGGGUGGGCAGCACCAGCAGCAGAAUUUUAAUAACUCCGAAAGGCAAGUCAACCUGCAGUACGAAAAUGGUAAUCAUGGAAACACUGCUCAGAGGUUUCAGCGACCUAUUAGUAGGGGACAAGCCCGGGUGGAUGGAAACCGAAUCGAAGGGUCAGGUAUGCAACGUGGGGGUAAUCAAGUGGAAGUAAUAAAUGCACAGCCGUUUGGUGGACGGGUAACUGCGGUCAGUGCAAGGGAAGCUGACCAAGCAACGGAUGUAGUUACAAGUACGUUCACCAUUCAUUCUGUAGUUGUUAAUGUACUUUUUGACUCGGGUGCAACAUGUUCAUUUCUUGCAAAGAGUAAAGUAGAGGAGUUGAAUUUAGGAACAUCUGAAAAAGUUUCUUAUAUAGUGGCUGUUCCAUCGGGAAGAUUGUACAAUUGUGAUAGAUUGUAUAAGGAAGUGCCCUUAAGAAUAAGGAAGGUCAUUUUUCCUAGUGACUUGGAGCAGAGAGUGACGCUAGAAGGACCAAGAGGGGAAAAGGUUAGAUAUCGGAAAUUUCAAAAAGGACCCCGAACGAAUUUGGUAUCGACUUUAGAAUUGCAAAGACUCAUGAAGCAGGGACACCCUUUGUACUUACGUCAUAUCAGCCAAGGGGGAAAGAAGGAGGAGGACCCCAAGGAUAUUGCUGCCCCUUAUCGUAUGGCUCCGAAAGAGAUGGAGGAAUUAAAGUCUCAGCUUGAAGAAUUGUUGGAAAAGGGUUAUAAAGAUGGUAGUUUGAGAUUAUGCAUCGACUACAGAGAGUUAAACAAGGUAACCGUUAAGAAUAAAUACCCGUUACCCCGGAUAGAUGACUUAUUUGAUCAAUUGAGAGGAGCCGAGAUCUUUUCUAAAAUUGACUCAAGAUCGGGUUAUCAUCAGCUAAGAAUAGCUGAAGGGGAUAUACAUAAAACCGCUUUCAGAACACGUGAUGGACAUUAUGAGUUCACCGUGAUGCCGUUUGGGUUGACAAAUGCUCCAGCUGCAUUCAUGUGCUUAAUUAACCAAGUGUUUAGUGCGUACCUGGAUAAAUUCGUCGUUAUCUUUAUUGAUGACAUAUUGGUCUAUUCGAAGGACCGAGAUGAACAUCAGAAACAUCUACGAUUUGUCCUGCAAACCCUGCGAGAAAACAAGUUGUACGCAAAAUUGUCAAAGUGUGAAUUCUGGUAUUUCGGUGGAUCCGGUGACGGUGGAGGCAGUUCGAAGUUGUUCGUCACCCAAGAACGUCACCGAGGUGCGAAGUUUCUUAGGCUUGGCCGGAGUCUGAAGUAUCUCUACAUUCAGUUCGAUUUAAACAUUCGACAACGUCGGUGGCUAGAGUUGAUGACAGAUUAUGAUUUGGAGUUCAUAUAUCAUGAGGGACGAGCAAAUUUAGUAGCCGAUGCGUUGAGUAGGAAGUCCAAUCACUCGAUGUCCGCCUUGGACGAAGUUGAAGAGUUGCAUCGGGAUUUUGCGAGGUUGAACAUGGAAGUGGUGUGUAAGGGUGAAUUACAGGGAUGUCUGAAUGCUUUGUCUAUUCGACUUUCCUUCUUUGAAGAAAUUUUGAAUUCCCAAGAUAAAGACCCGAAACUAUUGAAGUUGAAGGAGCAAGCUCGGGAAGGAAAAGUGGAGGGAUUCUUUGUUCAUGAAGAUGGGAGCUUGAGGUUCAAUGGUCGCUGGUGUUUGCCGACAGGGGAAGAAUCUUUGAAGGAACGUAUCUUGGAUGAGGCCCAUUGUACAAAAUUUUCAGUCCAUCUGGGCGGUGACAAAAUGUAUCAAGACCUUAAGCUAAUGUUUUGGUGGUCUGGGAUGAAGAAGGAUAUUGCAGAUUAUGCCACGCCCUGUUUGACUUGUCAAAAGGCAAUUGGCAAUACGUUACUUUAUAGUACGUCUUCCCACCCACAGACGGAUGGGCAGACGGAACGGAUAAAUCAGAUUCUAGAAGAUAUGUUGCGCGCUAUUGCCAUGGAAUGUCCGGUUUAUUGGGAUGAUUUCACCGAAGCGGUGACCUUGGGACCUGAGUUGUUAUUUCAGAUGACUGCAAAAGUGAAGUUGAUAAGGGAUCGUUUAAAAGCGGCACAGGAUCGUCAAAAGUCUUAUGCUGAUUUGAAGCGACGACCAGAAGAGUUCACUGUGGGCGAACGCGUAUUACUUCGCGUGUCACCCGUGCGCAGACUUAAGCGAUAUCUUGUCGCAGCCUCUCAUGUCUUAGAUCUCGAACCUUUAGAUUUGGAUAUAUCCUUGUCUUACUCUGAGAAACCGGUCAGAAUCUUGGACACGAAGAUGAUGAUUAUGCUGGUUAUAAGGUGGAUAGAAAGAGCACUUCAGGAUCGUCUGAAGCUCAAUACAGCUGCUGGUGCAUGUUGCUCUCAAAUAUUAUGGAUUGCACAACAACUUCAAGAUCUUGGAGUUGAUCUCAAAGUUAUUCCAAUCAAAUGUGAUAAUACAAGCGCAAUUUGUAUUACUAAAAAUCCGGGACAACAUUCACGUACUAAACACAUUAAGAAUACAGUUUUGAAAGGUCAUCCAAGCUCUUGA